CAGUUUCCAUUUUAUCUUCUGUCAUAUCUCAAGGGCUGUCUCGUAUUGCACUCUGCACAGUGUGAUGAGACAUUUUUAUCUCACCUAGCGCAUUGCAGAGACAUCGCCAUGACCGAGAAUGUGGUUGUCAACCGGAUCCAAGCGCUGAUGGUGAGGCUGCUCCUCUUCUUACACUUCUUGCUGGUCUUGUGGCGGGUGUCCGUGGCCUGGGGUGAGAUGCGGUGGCUCCUGGCAUGCGCAAUCGUGCCCUUCCUGCUCGAGACCGUCUUGAAUAUAUGCAAAUGGAAAGGAAUAGAGUGGAAGUGGGUCUCUCUGUGUUUCCUCUUCUACUCGGGUGCUACGGUACCCGGAAUCUGGCUGCUGGAGAUCAAAAGGACAGAAACGUACCUGACAGCAAACGUCACGUCUCUGGAUGGCAUCCCGAUCCCUGGGCUGAACAUUCCGCUGUUGCUGAGCUCGGACACCUGGGCGCUGGUGGCUGAGGAGAUGCUGCUGUACCUGAUGACCCUUAGCCGCUGGAUUUUGCCGCGCGGACACUUGAACAGAGAAGAGCUCUCCCAACUCCUCUUCGCCUUUCUCGGCAUGGCCUCGGACAUAAUGGACAUAUUCUCGCUGUUUGAGUCGGACAAUAUCCGUGCGGACAUGAACAUGACAUACACACUGCUGGCCGUGUGGUCGUGGAGUGUGUUGCAGUUCUCGCUCACCUUCUACACAGUCCACCAUCCACAGCGAGCACAAGGUGUAGCAAAUGUUUCAGCAGCCCCCGAUACCUCCGAUACCAAGCAGGAGCUGGCCGCUACUCUCGUCUCCCUCUUCAUGCAGGACGGUCCAUUUCUAGUCUUGCGGAUGUACGCCGUUGUUGUCUACAAGAUCAUCACCCACAGUAUGAUCUUCUUCGUCGCCAAAAACAUCGUGGUCAUCUGCCUUCUUUUGUACAAAAUCAUCGUUCUGUGCCAUGUCUCCAGAGAGAAGGGGAAUGAAAAUACGGACUCAGAGCGGAUCGUCAGUAAAGAUGUAGAGCUUGCGGUGUUCGACAACCCCUUGACCUCUGUCAGCGAUGAGCAACAGAUUGAGGAAAGCUCUGAUGAAGAAAUCGACAACCCCUUGACCUCUGUCUGCGAUGAGCGACAGACUGAUGAAAGCUCUGAUGAAGAAACCGACAACCCAUUGACCUCUGUCAGCGAUGAGCGACAGACUGAGGAAAGCUCUGAUGAAGAAACCGACGAUAUAAAGCAAGAGUAAAGACCAACAGAUGUUUACAGACAGUAGGACGCAACGACUAACAGCCCGUGACAUCACUGAUCCAGUGCAUACAAUAACAAUUAUAUUGUGAUAAACAUAAUAAACCUACAUGGA
Messenger RNA from Pomacea canaliculata, 1356 nucleotides. RefSeq names its product transmembrane protein 26-like. The transcript is spliced from 6 exons. Lineage: Eukaryota; Metazoa; Mollusca; Gastropoda; Architaenioglossa; Ampullariidae. The record is from RefSeq and is a predicted model, not a curated record. The coding region runs from base 109 to 1242 and encodes 377 amino acids.